AUAUCUGUGUAACUCUACAAUUGGUAGCUGUCGCAGAAUGAGUUCCAACUCUCCGAUGAGGGUCUACAUAGAGGCCCUAAACAAUACCGGAGGGCCUCUCACAAACCGAACCAGACAGAACGUCGCCUUGCAAAAUCUCUACGCCGACUUAUGGCUGAAGCAGUCCACGCCCGUUCUAGUGGUGUUUAUUUUGUCGUAUCUGUUGAUUUUCCUGCUGUGUUUGAUCGGGAACAUGAUGGUGUGCUUCGCCAUCCUGAGGAUCCCCCGCAUGCGGACCGUGACCAAUUAUUUCCUCAUGAAUCUGGCCGUCAGCGACUUACUUGUCGCAUUCUUCUGCAUACCGUUCACUCUGGUGGAUAACGUCAUUCUUGGUUGGCAGUUUGGCGACGUGAUGUGCAAGCUAACGCCAGGUGUGCAGGUGGUUUCCGUCGCAGCCUCCAUCUUCACGCUUGUUGCCGUUGCGGUAGACAGGUAACAGCUAGGCCUGGA
This is a messenger RNA of Branchiostoma floridae (Florida lancelet), 489 nucleotides long. RefSeq names its product neuropeptide FF receptor 2-like. NCBI's taxonomy places the organism in Eukaryota, Metazoa, Chordata, Leptocardii, Amphioxiformes, Branchiostomatidae. The record is from RefSeq and is a predicted model, not a curated record. The transcript is spliced from 2 exons. Gene Ontology annotation, biological process: G protein-coupled receptor signaling pathway. Gene Ontology annotation, molecular function: neuropeptide receptor activity; peptide binding. Gene Ontology annotation, cellular component: membrane. Bases 38 to 475 code for a protein of 145 amino acids.